AUGCAUAUUGAGAAUAAUGUUUGCGAUAGUAUCAUUGGUACAUUGCUGGAGAUCCCUGGAAAAAAUAAAGAUGAGAUUGCUGCUCGGUUAGAUUUAUUGAACAUGGGGGUCAAAACUGAUUUGCAACCCGAGUAUGGACAAAGACGUACUCGCUUGCCUCCAGGGCCUUGGAAUUUGUCAAGAGCAGAGAAGAAAGCGGUUUGCAAUUCUUUCUAUGGUAUGAAGGUCCCUGAAGAUUCAAGACUUCUUGGACUUAAAUCUCAUGAUUGUCAUACCUUGAUGCAACAAUUGCUCCCUAUGGCAAUUCGUUCUGUUUUGGAGAAGCCUGCAAGGUAUAUGAAAGUGCUAAAAGGGUAUGUUCAGAACCGUACUCAUCUGGAAGGUUGCAUUGCUGAGCAGUGCCUUCAAGCUAGAAGAUGGGAGUUUCGAAGCCAUUAUCAGGUUGCACAGUAA
Prunus armeniaca (apricot) is the source of this 453-nucleotide messenger RNA. Lineage: Eukaryota; Viridiplantae; Streptophyta; Magnoliopsida; Rosales; Rosaceae. The record is from the annotation of a GenBank genome assembly.